AAUUGAGUAACAGCCCAAAGUUAGGUAUUGUAGUUACAGCUUAGCCUUACGCGCCUUAUCUUUCUUCCAACCCCAUUUCUCUUCUCUCUUCCUCUGCCUUCAAAGAACUCAACAACAACAACAACCUUCAAAUAUUGCACAAAUUCAAAUAAAAUGAGCAUAAAUAUCACUUUCAAUCCCACAAUCAAAACCAUUUCAAUCUUCUCCCCCAAAACAUCAUCCAACCUUCAGCAAUUACCAUUUCCAAUCACACUUACUUCCAAACCACCCACUAAUUACUCACAACUUUCUCUCUCCUCAAUCUCUCUCACAAGGAGGACAUUUCUUCCUUCAGUUUCAGGCAUUUGGGAUGCUCUGACUGGAGGCGCCAACAAUAAUCCCCGCGAAGCUGCUCUUGCCAUUCGCCGCGGUAUGCAGCUGUUUAGACAGGGUGAUGUAAUGGGGUCUGUUGUGGAGUUUGAUAGAGCAAUUGAGCUUGAUCCUCGUCAAAAGGCAUAUCUUUGGCAAAGAGGAUUGUCUCUAUACUAUCUAGACAGAUUUGAAGAAGGUGCGGAGCAAUUCAGGUUGGAUGUAGCUCAGAACCCAAAUGAUACAGAGGAGUCAAUUUGGUGCUUCCUUUGUGAAGCUCGACUUUAUGGGGUUGAUGAAGCUAGGAAACGAUAUCUUGAGGUUGGUAGAGAUCCAAGACCGGUGAUGCGCCAAGUCUACGACAUGUUCAAAGAUGGUGGUGAUCCUCAGAAGCUGGUUGAUACAUUCUCAAACAGUCGAGAUGGAGAAUAUUUUUAUGCAUCUCUGUAUGCUGGCCUCUAUCAUGAAGCACUGGGUGAAGAAGACGCAGCUAAGAAAUAUAUAGUUGCUUCUUGCCAAUCCCCUUAUGCACAAAGGUCUGACGAUUACAUGGCUUCUUUAGCCAAGGUCCAUUGUAUAUGUAGAAACUGGAGCUUAAAUCCAACUUCAACUUGAGACCAACAUUUGGCCUAGAGCUGAUCAUUGUGUUCACAUCCAUCUUAGAUCCAGGUUUCGACAUGAAAGACAAUGUAUAUGAAGAGAUCUUGGCAUAGCAGUCAAGACAUUUUUUACUUGCAAUUGUUAAAUAUAUAAGGAGUUUUGGUCAUGAAUUACCAAAAUUUUGGCAAUCCCAGCAUUACAUAUAUGGAAGCAGUUUGGUCACGACAUUUAUGUAGAUAAUGUGUAUGGCUUCUUUGUUAUUGAAAUAAGCAAAAGAUCAGCUUGAAAA
Chenopodium quinoa (quinoa) is the source of this 1237-nucleotide messenger RNA. RefSeq names its product lipoprotein NlpI-like. Gene Ontology annotation, molecular function: protein binding. Gene Ontology annotation, cellular component: chloroplast. The record is from RefSeq and is a predicted model, not a curated record. Bases 154 to 963 code for a protein of 269 amino acids. NCBI's taxonomy places the organism in Eukaryota, Viridiplantae, Streptophyta, Magnoliopsida, Caryophyllales, Amaranthaceae. The transcript has 8 exons.